CUCCCCUAUGGAGCCUCUGUGGAGGAGAGAAUUGUUGCAUGUUGUGUAUUUUGAUCCUUUCAGAUACUGCUCAAUUUAAUUUAGGUAGCAAAGGCAGAGGUGAUAAUGAUAAGAUGAUGUCACAGGGGUGGGGACUAAAAACUGCAUUCUUUUUUAUUAAAGAAAAUCCACAGACAUUUAAAUUUUUUGCACCUGCUUCAUGGCUGCUCUUGCUCUUGCAUACUCUCAUCACUUGUAGUAAAAAAAAUUCUGUGGACACUGGCUUCAUUGAGAUGAUUAAUGUUCUGUAACUAUGUCAUAAUCCCCUGACAGCACAUGCACUAUUUGUCAUGCUGCUUGCAUAAGAAAAGCAAAUAACUGCAGAACAAACUGACCCUAGGCCUAUGAAAUGCAGUAUCCCCAGAGGGGGUGGGAGGGAGUCAAAACCUUUCCAAUGAAGGGGUAUGGUAUGUUUUCCCUGAAGCUUGUCAUGAAUGGAAAUUAAAUUAAUUACCCCCACAGUUUUUGAAAGACAAAAAUAUGUGAUUUCUUCAAUAGUGAUAUUAAAAUAAAUGACAGAGAAUAAGAGGAAGAUUUUCAUGUGCGACAUUUGUUUUAGCAUACAAUUCUGAAUUCCCCUAAAAUUUCAUGCUAUUGUCCAGGCAUGGCUCCCCUCCCCCCACCCCUCCCCUGUGCAAUAGUAAACUAUAUUUUUCCAUUUCACAACGGCUGUCCCUUGUCAGGAUUCCUCCCAUUUUCUUAUUAUUAUACAAGCUAAUGUUUAAAAGUGUUGCCUGGCCAAACUGCUAAAUAACCGGAGUAGAAAAAAAGCACUGGGGAGUUGGUAACUAAUUUAAAACAAGCCUUUGCUAGACCUUUCUACUCCACUGGCCCCUCCCUAACUAAAAUCAGCAACACUUCGCAUCAGUUUGAGGUCUGGGUAUGAAUAAUCAUUCGACAGCGAGAUCUGGUGCUACAAGGAAGAGGUAAAGCUACGGUGGCUGUUUGAGAAGGAAAUCGCGCCCAUGUGGACUAAAGCUGGACGUUGAUGCUUAGAAAUAAAGCCGAGAUAUGCAAGGAGAGUGAAUUAAGUUACAAUGAGGCUUAAUCGGACGGCAGAAAGGUGUGCUGCCUUCACGAUUUUCACGGAAUCGCGAGCAUGUUUUCGCGGGUGAUUUUUGCACGAACUACGCGUGCGCUUUGGCGGCUUAACCAACUGUCGACCAAUCAGAGGGCAGAAUUCAGGACACAGCAGGGCUUCCUUUCGUGUAGUAAGAUGGCGGACGCCGGUGGCGAAGAAAAGAUCAGCAAGAACGAGCUAAAGAGGAGGCUCAAAGCGGAGCAGAAAGCCAAAGAAAAGGAAGCCAAACAGUCACAGAAGGCGCAGAGCACUCCAGCUUCCGAGAACAAAAAGAAGGAUGAAUUGGACGAAGAAUCUUUGGAUCCGAAUCAAUACUAUAAAAUUCGAAGCCAAGCUGUUCAGGCGCUCAAGGCUGGCACUGAAUCGCCUUACCCUCAUAAAUUUCAUGUGUCAACUUCGUUAGUGGAAUUCAUUGAAAAAUACAAAGACGUUGCAGAUGGGACUUGGGCAGAGGACGUAGUUACUGUUAGUGGAAGGGUCCAUGCAAAACGUUUAUCUGGCGCUAAGCUGAUAUUCUAUGAUUUACGAGGAGAAGGAGUUAAGAUUCAAGUUAUGGCAGAUGCUAGAGCCUCAGAACAGGAUUUUACAGAAGUGCACAAUAAAAUACGACGAGGUGACAUCAUCGGAGUUAAGGGAAAACCAGGAAAAACAAAGAAAGGUGAACUAAGCAUUUUGCCCUCAAGUGUAACAUUGUUAUCACCCUGUCUACAUAUGCUUCCGCAUCUUCACUUUGGACUGAAAGACAAGGUAUUUAUGUUUGAUUCCAGCUUAUUAAUUAGGGUGCUGUGUUUGCAAGUAAAUGCAUGAAAUAUGAUAAAUUGAACUGCAGGAGAAAGAUUCAAAGACAUGAGAGAUAAUCACAGUUUUGCAUGCAACUAAAGCAGUUGCAACAAUAAGGCCUAAAAAAAUUCAGGUUGGAUUGGAUUUAAACUCAUGUCCUCUGUGAUUCUAGUGCAGUGCUCUUCAGACAUCUGUCAAGCCAGGUGAGAGCUGCCAGUCACAUUAUUUUCUUGGAACCGCACAUUUUGUAAUCUGUUACAAUUAGGUGUCGUGAUACAUAUGAAUAAAGGCUGGAUACGGACACCAUGUUAUUUCACACAUCAUUUUAGUUCAGUGCAUGCAUACUGUGCUGGCAGUUUAAUUGUAAUAACAUUUUCUCUAAAUUUAAUUAUUGACUGGUAAUAAGAGCAGUUUUCAAUAAGCCAAAUUGGAGUUUCAAGAAUUACAUGUAGU
Messenger RNA from Orbicella faveolata, 2353 nucleotides. RefSeq names its product lysine--tRNA ligase-like. Lineage: Eukaryota; Metazoa; Cnidaria; Anthozoa; Scleractinia; Merulinidae. Gene Ontology annotation, molecular function: ATP binding; tRNA binding; lysine-tRNA ligase activity. Gene Ontology annotation, biological process: lysyl-tRNA aminoacylation. The record is from RefSeq and is a predicted model, not a curated record. Gene Ontology annotation, cellular component: aminoacyl-tRNA synthetase multienzyme complex; cytosol; cytoplasm.